GCGAGACUACCAGGCAACGUUGAGAAGCGACAUGUGGUUCACUGAAGCAAACUUCACUAGUUUUCUAUGUGACAAGAACAUUUUUUAGUAUGCCUGGAGAAAAAGAGAUGAUGCAACAGCAACAAGUCCACAAGUCGUUUUUGUUCGGUUGUGUUAGUGGGUUAUCAUCUACCGUGCUUCUGCAGCCUCUAGAUGUUGUGAAAACGAGGCUUCAACUACGUUCAGGAAUAUCUUCACGCCUGGCGAGGAAAAAUGGCAUGACAUCUGUGUUUCUACAUAUCUUUCGCAGUGAACAUCCUCUCGCACUCUAUAAAGGUUUAUUGCCAUCAAUGGUCCGAAUAGUUCCUGGUGUUGGAAUCUAUUUCUCAACUCUCACUUUUCUAUCCAAUCACCUGAAUUUGCAUCCAUCACCUGUACAAUCACUAUUCGUUGCUGCCGUUGCUAGGUUUUGUGCUUGUGUGGCAUUGCAUCCAUUUACUGUUAUCAAAACACAGCUUGAAAGUGGUCUGUUUAAGUAUUCUGGUAUGCUUCAAGCAAUAAAGGAAAUAUCAAGGGUUGGAGGAUUGAAAGGUCUCUACAGGGGACUAGGAGCUACCGUUGCGAGGGACGUUCCAUUCUCCAGUUGCUACUUCAUGUUUUACAAUAUGAUGAAGCAAUCUGAAUUGUUUGAGUCUUACUUUGUUGUUCCACCGUCUGCUGCACAUUUUUUGAGUGGAAUUGUAGCUGGUACUUUGGCUUCACUUAUUACUCAUCCUCCUGACGUCAUUAAAACUCGUUUGCAAGCUGAGCCACAACAGUAUAGACAUGCUGUUCAUGCAUUUGUAGACAUUGUACAAACAGAGUCUCCCAGGACUUUCUUUAGUGGGAUUCUUCCGCGAUUAAUAAGGAGAACGUUAGUGGCAGCAAUCUCAUGGACUGUUUAUGAAAGGCUCUCAGUGAAGUCUAUCUCAUGAAGUUUUUCACAUCUAUACCCAUUAGACGACACUAACAGAUUCCUGUAGUUAGUUUAGCGACAUGUGUAGAUUGCUAAUUAAUUUAUUAAGGUUGUUUGUGCACGCAAGUCUAGCAACAUGCAGUUUACAUACAUGUACGU
Corticium candelabrum is the source of this 1093-nucleotide messenger RNA. Its product is annotated as mitochondrial glycine transporter-like. NCBI's taxonomy places the organism in Eukaryota, Metazoa, Porifera, Homoscleromorpha, Homosclerophorida, Plakinidae. Gene Ontology annotation, cellular component: mitochondrion. The transcript has 9 exons. Bases 90 to 953 code for a protein of 287 amino acids. Gene Ontology annotation, molecular function: glycine transmembrane transporter activity. The record is from RefSeq and is a predicted model, not a curated record. Gene Ontology annotation, biological process: glycine import into mitochondrion.